UGAUCCGCUACCCUGUGCUUCACACGCUGCUGCGACAUUCUGCUCUGCCUCUACAGCUCUACGCUUUUUGUUGCUCGGCCUUCGAGUCGACAUUCACUCAGCCAUGAUCCCACCUUCCCUUCUCCUCGCCCCUGUUCUCCUCCCACUAUUCAGACAUGUUUCCGGGGCUGUCAUGAUUCAAGAAACCAAGCAUGGCGUCAUUGGGCUGGGGAUCCCAAUGUACAAGCCUGUAUGUUGCUAUGCAUGCCACGAUGCCCUCUCCAGCCUCAAUCUGAACUGUACAACAUUCUCGCACGGCCAUAUGGGCAUGGACAUGAAACUCAUCAAGAGAAUGGAUAUGGGCGGAGAUUCAAUGGCAGAGACGACCGACGAGUGUCGUGCCUCAGAUCCUACCUGGCUGGCAACUUUGGCAUACUGCAUCCACAGUCGAUGCACUGCCGAGGGAGCUGACGCUGAUUCCCAAGACCGGUGUUUUCAAACAAUUGCCGCCAACACGCUCCCUGUACCGAAUCUUCAUUCAUGCAUGCCUGCUCAGCCACCAACUGGCGAGUUAAAACAGGAUGCGGAAUGGUUGAAUACGACUUCUCUCGUGAAUGACGCUGCCUACGCUGACCAAAGAAGGACGUUGGAUGGGUUCGCCAGAUCCGAGGAGGCGCAUACUCGCUACGGACUGGUUGUCUGGAUGCUCACAAUUGGGAUUCCCAUCCUGGUUGGCGUAUUUACUUUGAUCAAAUCCAACCUCGCGCCCAAGCAGUCAUCCUCUCUGUCCCGGAAACUCAACCAAUACCUUUUCCUCCCAGCCUUGUCCAAUGGUCGCCAACUUCAGCCUCUUCCAUAUAGCAUUGGAUAUGCCCCCAGCCGCAUCCUCUCGCUCUUCAUAUUCUUUUAUGUUUCACUUAAUAUCAUCUUUUGUUGUGUCUCUUACGACAAUCAGAAUCCCAAUACGUGGUUCUCUACCAGCAGGGAUCAAACAGCAGCAUACGUCUCGAAUAGAACGGGAGUCCUGAGUUUCGCCAAUCUUGGACUUGCCAUUGCCUUCUCCGGGAGGAACAAUCUCCUGAUCGCCUUGACAGGAUGGUCACAGACCACGUUUCUGACCAUUCAUCGCUGGGUCUCACGUGUCGCUACGGUCCAGGCGGUGGUGCAUUCCAUCAUCUACACCGUGACGUACUUUUGGAGUGGUGGGGCUCAAGCAUAUUACGCAGAGGCAAAGUUACCAUAUUACUGGUGGGGCAUCAUAGCCACGGUCGUCAUGUCGGUGUCGGUUGGCUUCUCAGUCUUGCCCGUCAGGUUGAGAGCAUAUGAGCUAUUCUUGAUCACCCACAUUGUUCUGGCCAUUCUGGCAAUCGUGGGUUGUUGGUAUCAUGUCGACUUGAGGUUCAACAAGCGCUGGGGUUAUGAGGUUUGGAUUUACCUAGCAAUGGCAUUUUGGGCGUUUGACCGCGUCUUCAGAUUCGGCCGAGUACUUUGGUACAAUGAAUGGACCGUUCCAGUGGCAAGCCAUGUGGAGAAAGUCCCAGGAUCGCAGUUCCUGCAACUGACUAUAUUCCCGGGCAAACGGUGGGUGUCUUCCAUUGGACCAGGGAAACACACUUUCCUCACAUUCCCGGGUAAGCUAUGGGAGAGCCACCCGUUUACCAUUGCUGACUGGGGAUUUCUCGGGUCGACUGUACCGGAGGGUGCACCAUCCAGUUGGCAACCGACCUCGGAAGGUUCUUCCAGCAUAGCCUCCCCAACAGAAUCUACGGACGAAAAAAGAGUCGCUGUCGUGCAUGAGAGCGCAAUGGCCGAUAAAGUCCCCUCUGACAAGGGACGCUUCUACAUCCGUAUUCUGAUCCGGCCACAUACUGGCAGUACACGGUCUCUUCUGGAGACGUUUUCAUCUUCUCCGCCUUCCCCGCGACACCUUCGCAUCCUGACCGAAGGUCCAUAUGCGGGCCACAGUCAAACCCUUCACCCACUCAAACAUGCUGAUACUGUGCUGUGCAUUGCCGGGGGAAUCGGCGUGACGUAUUCGUUGGGUUUUAUUAAGCAAUAUCUCAACCAGAAUAAGACUUCAUCGCUCGUCCCUGGGAGACGACUGCUUGCAAGAACUACGAGAUUCACCCUUGCGUGGUCAGCACGAGAGGAAGAAUUGAUCGAACACGUCACACAAAAAUUGAUCCCAGCGGAUGCUACUAGGACGGGUCAUUUGGAGGUCAACGUAUGGCACACGAAAGAACAACAGAUGACUGGUUCGGAGGAGGAAUUUGCUCAAGAAGCCAAGACGAUCUCGAAUUCUGAGGGCCGUUCACCAUCGCCGUCAUCGCCUAAUAAAGAGUAUACCAACAUCACAUCAUUGACCACUGGAUCACGAAUGCCGGUAGACUCGGUCAUCAGAUCAGUUUUGGAACCGUCACGUCGGGUGGCUGUCCUUGUCUGUGCUCCUGGCACUCUUGCUGAUGAAGUCAGGAGAAGUGUUGUCAAGGCUGUAGGAGACGGAUUCGAAGUGCAGCUGAUUGAAGAGGCUUUUGCAUGGUAGGGAUAAAUUGACGAAGAUGGGGCGUAGACGAGUAUGUUGGAAAGUAUUCUGCUGCCACCCAUAUCUACCAGGAGCGACUUUUUGGUAUCCAAAUGCAUAUUUCUCCUCUUAGUUCGUAUACCUCAAGCUUUGAAGAACUUCAUGCCAAAGUAGGCCGAGAUGGCUUCGGGCACACCAUUGCUGAUGAGAUCAUCAACACCGGGAUAAAGCACGCCUGCCUUCCCUAUCGUAGCACAAUAUAUGUCCCUAUAUGUGGGUAGGUUGUGUUAGUGUCGUUGAGUAUCAGGCCCGUGGGGC
Exophiala mesophila is the source of this 2818-nucleotide messenger RNA. RefSeq lists its product as uncharacterized. Gene Ontology annotation, cellular component: plasma membrane. Lineage: Eukaryota; Fungi; Ascomycota; Eurotiomycetes; Chaetothyriales; Herpotrichiellaceae. Bases 104 to 2521 code for a protein of 805 amino acids. Gene Ontology annotation, biological process: iron ion transport; copper ion import; intracellular iron ion homeostasis. Gene Ontology annotation, molecular function: ferric-chelate reductase activity. The record is from RefSeq and is a predicted model, not a curated record. The transcript has 2 exons.